Molecule: messenger RNA, 775 nt
Organism: Drosophila montana
Lineage: Eukaryota; Metazoa; Arthropoda; Insecta; Diptera; Drosophilidae
Product: cuticle protein 1
Exons: 2
Coding region: 115-606 (163 amino acids)
Molecular function (GO): structural constituent of cuticle
Source: RefSeq, a predicted model, not a curated record
GCGCUGACCAGGAACCCAAUUGGAAGUUUAAGUUCAAACACGACUUUAUAGUCCAAUUGGCAAAACCACAUACAUACACACACACACAGACCCGCAAGGAUUAUAAUAAUCAACAUGUUCUUCAAGCUGCUGCUCGCCUCCUGCCUGGCGCUGGCUCUGGCCAAGCCACAGCAUCCGCCAGCUGCUCAAUAUCCCGCCGGUGUGAAUCCACAGGACUGCCCCAAUUUUCCCAUCUGUGAUAACGCGCGCCUGCACAAUCCACAAUCGCAGUGGCAGCAGCCGCAGCCGCAGUGGCAACAACCGCAGCCCCAGUGGCAGCCACAGCCGCAACAGCACUGGCAGCAGCCGCAGCCGCAGUGGCAGGAACCACAGCAACAGUGGCAGCCACAGCCUAGCUGGAAUGCGGCACCAGCCGCUUCCGCCGGCGGCGACAAAUAUCCAGCUGGCAUCAAUCCACAGACCUGCCCCAACUAUCCCUAUUGCGAUGUGAAUGCCGGACAUGCAGCUGCACCUGUCGCCGCACCACCAUUGCCCGGCUGGACGGAGCGUCUGUAUCCCGCCGGCGUCUCGCCGCAUCAGUGCCCCAACUUCCCCUUCUGCAACUAAGCAGCCACACACACACACACACACAAAGCGCCUCUCCACACUGUCCUGUCCACACUCUACGCGAUCUGUCCACACGCUCAUCACACGCAUUUUUCCUUUAUUUAGCUUCCUCCUAACGCUGCCUAGUUCUCAACUUUUGAAAUUCUGUUGUUGGCGUCAAUAAAAAAAC